GUUCCCUUCAGUAUAACACAGGAAAUGAAGUGAGUGGUCUAAAGAGAGCAGCGGCAGCAGAGAGACGAGCAGAGCUGCCGUGGAGGUGAAAACAGACAUGACGGACAGAAAGAACCUGCAGAGAGCUCUGCUGCUCACCUGUCUGCUUCUAACAGGUGUCAGGUGUGAAAAAGAGGCAGUGUUUUUGUACCACAGACUCGGAGAGGACGCCGUCCUGCCAUGCACCAAACUGAGUUCCUCAAACUGCUCCCUCGUCACCUGGACCUCCUACAAAGGAGGCACGGUGGAGUACACCGAGGAGGUCAGCCGAGGGAAGGUGAAGGCGGACUCAGACAAAGCCACCCGUAUGUCCCUCACGUCCAGCUGUGACCUCAGCCUCCGUGACCUCAGGGAGAGCGACGCCAACUCCUAUGCCUGCCUGAGCCAAGAAGGCAUCAACACUGAGGUUUACCUCUCCGUCCUCACCAUCACUUCACCCUCCACCAUCACUGACCUGCAGCCUGGAAGAAACCUCACCCUGAACUGUGUCCUGUUCACUUUCUACGACGCUGGCAACUGCAAGUCGUUCUCCAGCAGCUUCAACCUCGGAUGGGUGGCCGAGGAUGGCAGCAGGCUGCACAAAGACAGCAGGUCUAACUUUAAAGUACCAGCUGACUGUUUACAAUCACUGCAACAUCACCCUGGUCACAAAGCUCCGGCGGGAAGACAACAACAGGAGGUGGAGGUGUCAGGUGAACACCAGAGAAAACAACACGGUGGUGUUUCUGGACCUCAUGUCUGCCUUUCUGUUCGAAGAUCCUCCACCUGUCCCUACUGCAGGUUGUUCAGAUUGUUCAGGUUGUUCUUACCUGCCCAUCAGCCGCAUCGUGCUCUGCGUGGCCCUGCCGGUCAUGGUGCUCAUCGUGGGAUUCUUCACGUGGAAAGCAGACCGCAAGAGGGCCAAAACAUCUGCAGCUGGCAUCGAGCUCUGAGAAGUCAGCUGAUUGUUGAUCACUGUGUCUGUUCUCGUGUUAUUUCUGGCUUUGAGAAGAGUUUCUCUACUUUUUGAUUUAAGAAUUUAUCAGACCACAAAUAUAUUUGAUUUGGGGUCACAUGGAGUUUGUAUCAGAUACUGUAUUUUUAUCAGGAGUUUCAAACAUAAACUGGAAAGAUCAGAACAGAACAAAGAGUUGAAGUAGUUUAAUGCCAAAUUAGUUUUAAUUAGUUGAAUUUGUGCACAAACAGAUCAUUCUUGGCAACGCGCCUAAAGUUUGUAGAUGUUCCUCAUGUGUGACUAUUUUAACUGGUUUUUUUUUAUUUAUAUUUUUGGCAUUUCACAUCUGAAUAUCAAAUUAUUCCAAGUCUCAACUAAAAUGAUCAUCUACACUUCACAGCAGCAGUUAUAGAGGAACUAAGCUAACCUCAAUAUUUACAAGCCUCCACACACUGAAGCUCCAGCUGCACUGGACGUAACUGACCUGCUGCCUUUUAACCACUUUUCUUUCCUUUGAGUGAAGGUUUAAUUUGGGCUGAGCUGUGUUGUGUUAUCAUGAUCUUACUUAUUAAUUUGAAAAAGAUUGUGAACUUUAUUAAUAAACAUGGCUGUGUUACAUGAAACAUAA
This is a messenger RNA of Larimichthys crocea (large yellow croaker), 1601 nucleotides long. RefSeq lists its product as uncharacterized. Gene Ontology annotation, biological process: positive regulation of ERK1 and ERK2 cascade; interleukin-15-mediated signaling pathway; T cell activation. The transcript has 3 exons. Gene Ontology annotation, cellular component: membrane raft; external side of plasma membrane. The record is from RefSeq and is a predicted model, not a curated record. Gene Ontology annotation, molecular function: protein tyrosine kinase binding; MHC class II protein binding. Lineage: Eukaryota; Metazoa; Chordata; Actinopteri; Sciaenidae. Bases 98 to 1048 code for a protein of 316 amino acids.